Planococcus citri (citrus mealybug) is the source of this 1771-nucleotide messenger RNA. RefSeq lists its product as uncharacterized. NCBI's taxonomy places the organism in Eukaryota, Metazoa, Arthropoda, Insecta, Hemiptera, Pseudococcidae. The coding region runs from base 9 to 572 and encodes 187 amino acids. The record is from RefSeq and is a predicted model, not a curated record. Gene Ontology annotation, molecular function: protein dimerization activity. The transcript has 2 exons.
CCGAAAAAAUGAUAAGCGACCUCGAUAUUCGUUUCUCUGCCAUGUUAGAACCAAUUCACUGUGCAGCUGCGAUGUUAGAUCCGCAAACGAAGGGAAAAUGUUUGAGUGACGAAGAUCGUAUGCGAGCUAUGGAAUUCAUUCAUUCGAUUUUUGAACAGCACCCAAUAUUCAAAACAGAAAGUAAGAAAUAUCUGAAUCAAAAUUCAAAAAUAAGUUAUUAUAUUCAGGUGAAUAUUGUUCAAGAUCUGGCGAAUUACUUAUCAAACGAAGGUUAUUGGAGUCACAGAUUUCUGUGGGAUGUUGAAAAAAUCCAAAUAAGUCCACUGAGCUGGUGGAAGGGUCUUUGUGGAACUACUGCGUUAUCAAAAAUCGCCGAACUUAUUUUAACCUCUCCAAUCAGCAGUGUAGCGACAGAACGGAGUUUUAAAACUUUCUCAGAUACGCAUACUAAGAAACGAAAUCGUCUAGAUUCGAAGAAAGCAUCGAAAGUAAGUUUUGCAAACAUAUUAAGGAAACUUGUUUUCUUAAAACUUGAAAUAAAUUAUGUUACAGUUCGAGCUCAACGUUCUUAAAUUACAAAGUGUAGUAUACUAGUAUAUAACUCUGAAAGCUUGAAUUUACAAUUUUAAAUAUAAUGAUAAUCGAAAUAGUUCGUUUUGCCGGCAUUUGCAUUACUGAAUUAUUUAUCUAUUAACUAUUUACUCGGAACUAGAAAUCUUGCGUUUGUGCACACCUGAGCCUGAGCAUAAUCUUGCUAAUAAUUCUAAUUGCUAAUGCACUAUAUAGAUUUUAGUUUUUAUUCAAAAUUGCAUUUUCACUCAGUUUUGUGUGUAUUUUUUUCUUCCCAUCAUAUUAACUUCUAAAGGUCGUAUUUGUAAGUCACAAUUGGAAACUGGAAGAGCGUAGAUGUAAUCCGAAACCUAAGCGAAUUAAAACUUCUAAUCAAAGUGGUACAAGUACAAGCUCAUCCACUCAGGAAACUGAUAAGACAAACGAUAGCGAUACGAAUUCUCGUAUUUCUCUUACAAGUAUAAUCAAACAAAUUUAUCCUUUUUCCUGAUCGUUUUCCUUCACUCUUUAUUUUUGUACCUGUCGCCUUUAGAGCAUAGCAUGCGAAUUUAGAUUGCAAUUGUGUUGUGUAGUAGGUAAUGGGUAUUGGGGUAUUGCUAGGAGCAUGACUGUAGUGUAGUUUGCUUUUAUUUGACUAGAAUCGAAUCGUUUGAAGAAUUCGUGAUUGGUUCCUUACUAUUUUCUUCUUGUUAUUGAAUUAUAUUAUAAUGUUCAUUUUCAGGACCGCAACGAAGUAAUGUUAAUGGUAACAAAGUGCCAGUGCCAGACCCAGAACCUCAAGAUUCAGACAUUGAUGACGAUCUCAUUGAGGCCAAUCAUUCCAAUACUGAAUUGACAGAUGAAGAUGACGACGAUUACGAUUAUAUGGAUACAGAAUCCGGUGAAAACUCCGAUGACAACGAUGCAAAUAUAGAAACAUUUGAUGUUUAUUUAGAUGAUUGAUUUUAUUGUUAUGUGAGCGUUGAAUUGUCAAUAUAUUAAACGUAACCUGUGUACUGACCUUCUACAUAUACUUGUCAAGCAGGGGGGUACAUAAUAUUAGAAUAUGCUUGCGUGCUCGAGCAUAUGCGCGCAUAUGCGCGCAUGCGCGCACGCAAAACAAAGUGCGGGCGCAUUUCCCAUCCCUAGUAACAAUUGCCCGUGCUAAACAUAAAUUAUCAUCAUUUUGAAUCUUGAUGAUGGAGUAUUUAUGUGUUUGGCA